Molecule: messenger RNA, 1246 nt
Organism: Limanda limanda (common dab)
Lineage: Eukaryota; Metazoa; Chordata; Actinopteri; Pleuronectiformes; Pleuronectidae
Gene: nanos2
Product: nanos homolog 2
Exons: 2
Coding region: 429-920 (163 amino acids)
Biological process (GO): negative regulation of translation; oogenesis
Cellular component (GO): perinuclear region of cytoplasm
Molecular function (GO): mRNA binding; zinc ion binding
Source: RefSeq, a predicted model, not a curated record
GCUACUUCCGAAAGCUAGCUAGCUGGCUAGCGGCGGUUAGCCGACUUAGCUACCGUUAGCUCAGGAAAGCAGCGCUAACGUUAGCUCAUCCGCUCACAACAACAGGACGCCGAGGUGGAGGAUGGAAUCGGGCUGUGGAAACGAAGCGUUACCGCACACAGACACACAACAUGGAGUGUGUUGAUCCCACCUGUCAAAUCGGGCUCAGCGAUCCCUGCUUCUCUAGGCCACCGUCGUCUCUACAGCCGUCGCCGAUGUGGAGAUUCCAGUUAAAUGACUUGUGAGAUGAAAGACGGCCAUCCACCCUGCGGACAGACACCUGCCAUCAGCAGCCAACGCUCCUGCCCUUUAAAGCAGCUGCAGACGGCUACAAAUAAGAGGAGGAGUAGACUCACAGACGCCAAACUUUACGCGCCGGCUCUCCAAAUAUGACAACCCUGCAGAGAGAGGUCCAGGGCUCCGUCCCGACUGACGGGGACGGCUUCGACAUGUGGCACGACUACAUGAACCUGGGCCGGCUCCUGGAGAGGCUGUGCGUCCGGCCCGAGGCGCAGCGCGGAGAGGAGGCACAUCUGGAACCUCUGGCCCAGUGGAGCCCCUUCCGAGACCCGUCCGACCAGCGGGAGGAGGACACCAAGCUGUCCGCGGAGACGAGCUCAGUCAGCAGCCUGUCCGACACCAGCUGCACCAGCGUCCCCUCGGACCACUGUCGCUUCUGCAAGCAGAACGGGGAGUCUCCCCGGGUGUACGGGUCCCACCGGCUGAAGACCGACGGCGGCCGGGUCACCUGCCCCAUCCUCCGCAAAUACACCUGUCCCUGCUGCGAGGCCACCGGGGACAACGCGCACACACGCCGGUACUGCCCCAAGACCCAGCGGAGGGGAGGCUGGAAGAUGCCCCCCAUGUCCAGGUUCUGGUAGCUGGUUGGACAGUGAAGGACUGACGACACUGAAAGGACUGUAUAUAAUUACAUGUUUUUAUCCAUGUGCACAGACUUUUUCAUGUGCAGCCUAUGGAAAUGUGCAGUUUGGCUUGAGUCGUGUUAGAGACGACAGCUGCCAUGUUUUGAUUAUAUUUGGACUUCAAUUUAUGCGGGUUUUUGUGAUACAGUUAAUCUAUAAGUGACUUGAGUCCAAUUCUGCAUAUGAAACUUGAUUCCAGUGAAGAUGGAUUCAGGAAAUAUCAGUGUUGGGAUGUUAUACUGUUUCGAUGUACACAAGAGUUAAAUAUUGGGCUUUUUACUCAA